Messenger RNA from Neoarthrinium moseri, 609 nucleotides. RefSeq lists its product as uncharacterized. Lineage: Eukaryota; Fungi; Ascomycota; Sordariomycetes; Amphisphaeriales; Apiosporaceae. The transcript has 2 exons. Bases 1 to 609 code for a protein of 202 amino acids. The record is from RefSeq and is a predicted model, not a curated record.
AUGGAAUAUAUAAAGGGUCUCAGUUCCUGGCAAUUUCCCCCUUCUUCUACGACACAGCACAGCUUCUACAGCCUCCCAAGUUACAUUCCUGCUUCAAUUCCCAUCAACUUCAUCAUGUUGCCCUCUUUCGCAGCCAUCUUAUCCUCCAUGGCCAUGGUGCCACUCGUCAAAGCCAAUUUUGAUCUCUACGAGACAAUGCAGACGGUGGCAUUCGGAGGCGAGGCUCUUACCGGAUACAAAGUCUUCGAAGCAGAGCCCGACUGUGACCAAGUCAGAGCCGGUGGCUUCUACCAGGACGAGACAGACGUUAGCGGCGACAACACCGGCGUCAGGUGCGAAGGAGACUGUGCCGCGGCCGACCCAGCCGGUAUCACCAUCUUGGAGAUGCACUUUAAUAACAACCCACUGCACCACUGGACCAUCUACAAGGACCGUAACUACGACAUGAUUGGCUUGGACGGAAACACCUACGGCAACUGCAUCCUGUUUCCUGGGGACGACUUCUUCUGCUCCACUGCAGUGGAGACAUUCUCGGGCAGAAGAAGGUUCCGCUGCCUCACCCAGUUUACUGCCCCCGAGAUUGACGCCGGUGAUGGUGGUGGUAACUAA